This is a messenger RNA of Puntigrus tetrazona (Sumatra barb), 8531 nucleotides long. It is a transcript of the gene sipa1l1, whose product is annotated as signal-induced proliferation-associated 1 like 1. The record is from RefSeq and is a predicted model, not a curated record. Lineage: Eukaryota; Metazoa; Chordata; Actinopteri; Cypriniformes; Cyprinidae. Gene Ontology annotation, molecular function: protein binding; GTPase activator activity. Gene Ontology annotation, biological process: activation of GTPase activity; regulation of small GTPase mediated signal transduction. The coding region runs from base 520 to 5847 and encodes 1775 amino acids. The transcript has 21 exons. Gene Ontology annotation, cellular component: cytoplasm.
AGCAGCGGCUUGCAGUGACCUCAUCAGCAGCUGCAGCGCGAGGCGGAGCUGCAACUUUUGUAUGAACUUCGAAGUUGAAUAAUUGUGAACGAGACGCUGGGGCCAACGGCGGUGCCGCUGGAGUAGAUACAACAAUACAGCGAAAAAUCUCCGGGAAAACGGCAGGAAUAACGGCCGCACGCAGACUGCACUCCGCUGGCGAAUAUUACGAGACGGAGAGACGCUCGUGUCGGACUUUUAUCGCAAGAUUUUGUGGGAGAAGAGACCGCACGAGAGCAGCGAGAGGUGGAGAGAGAAGAAGAUCUACAUAAAGGGAUGAGAGGAGGAAGGUCAGAUCACCUAAUGGUCAGCACACAUGCCUGAUUCAGGUUCACUUUAAAGUUGACAUUCAUCGUGCAAUUAUCUGUCCUUCAUUCUCUGGCCUCUCUAGCUGAGUGGCUGCCCAUGUUCCCCAAGCUUUGUUAUUUCAACUACACUGCGGGCAUGCUCCAGUGCUGAGCUCCGCCACUUAGCCAUACCAUGACCAGUCUAAAGCGUUCACAGACCGAACGCUCUGUGGGCGGCUCUGUUCCCGCCACAGAUGAGUUUUAUACUCGCCGUCUGCGCUUGCCUAAUGGAGGCGCGCCACCCCCUCGCAGUGAAAGCACACACUUGACUGGCACGCCCGGGGUUCCCAAAAUGGGCGUCCGAGCGCGGGUCGCUGACUGGCCCCCCAGGAAAGAUGGCGGCAGUGGAGGAAGUGGAGGAGGGGGUGGAAAUGGAGGUGGGGUGUGGCACAUCACAGUAGAGACGGAUUCCCCUUCCACCACAACAGGAAGUGCCCAGAGCAACUUGUCAAGCAAGCUCGGUCACCUGAUAAGCCCUCAGGACUCCUCCAUGCUGCGGAACAUUCACAACACUCUGAAGAACAAGAUGCAAAGCAAAGGCAAAGACAAUCGCUUCCUCUCACCUGAUGGGUAUCUCGGGUCCCCACGGAAGGGUAUGCGGCGUAUACGGCAGCGCAGCAACAGCGACAUCACCAUAAGUGAACUAGACGGAGAUGGAAGCGAGGGCUGGUCUUUCUCAGGAUGGACGCCCAUGCAUCGAGAGUACGGCAGUACCUCGUCCAUCGACAAACAUGGUGUAUCUGGUGAAAGCUUCUUCGACAUGCUCAAAGGCUAUCAGACCGAUGCUCCAGACCAGCGCAGCCCUGCCCCUGAAAAGUUAAGCGAAUUGCUGACAGUAGCUCAUAAACAAACUGCCCUCGACUUGCCUGAUGGGCCUCUUGGUCCUCCUCGUGGCAGUCCAGCCAGUCGCCUGAAAGAAAGAGAAAAACACAUGAAGAGGCGUUCAAAGUCAGAGACGGGUGGAGAGUCCAUAUUCCGCAAGCUACGUAGCGUCAAAGCCGAAGGUGAUUCGUCACGUGCUGGUUCCGAUGCGGAGGACGGAAAAUCUGAUGAUAUAGGUCCUCCUCCUAAACCAUGGGUCUGCCAGAAAGGUUUUGCUCACUUUGAUAUCCAGAGUAUUCUGUUUGACCUUAACGAAGCUGUGCAGAGUCGGCAAAGCGCUGUGAAGCGGAAGAAUACCACCACCGGUGCCUCUGCUGCAGCCGCGGCCUCGGCCUCCACCACGUCCUCGCUGUCCUCCACCCAAAGCGGGGCUUACGGCUCCCCUUGUGGCAGCCAGGAAGAGCUCAACAUCAAGGACGGGCCUUCUCUAGACUCAGGUGAUGACAAGAGCAAUGAUUUGGUCCUCAGCUGCCCAUGUUUCCGAAACGAAAUUGGUGGUGAAGGAGAGAGGAACAUCAGCCCUUCCAAACAGGGCAGUAUCGGCAGUGGUGCCUCUAGCUCUUCCAGAGAUGAAGAAGGGUCCCCUGAAAGAGCUCCCAACACACAUUUUAGCAAUGCAGGAGUGGCUGUUCUUGAAGCCCCCAAGGAUGGCAAGACUCUUCAUCAUGAUCGUGGAAAGAGCAACAUAGUAGAACAUGUGGACUUGGGUGCUUAUUAUUAUAGGAAGUACUUCUAUUUGAGAGAGCACUGGAACUACUUGGGUGUUGAUGAAACGCUGGGACCAGUAGCUGUCAGUAUUCGUCGGGAAAAACUGGAGGAUCACAAAGAGCACGGGCAGCAAUACAACUACAGAAUCAUCUUCAGAACCAGUGGGUUAACAACCUUACGGGGGUCAAUUUUGGAGGACGCUGUGCCCUCCACCUCCAAGCAUGGCUUGGCUCGAGGCCUGCCUCUAAAGGAGGUGUUGGAGUAUCUUGUACCUGAGCUUAAUGCCCACUGCCUCCGUCUUGCUCUUAACACACCUAAGGUCACAGAACAGCUGAUGAAACUGGAUGAACAGGGGCUUAGUUUCCAGCUGAAGGUGGGAAUCAUGUAUUGUCAGGCCGGCCAGAGCAGCGAGGAAGAGAUGUACAAUAAUGAGGCAGCAGGUCCAGCCCUAGAAGAGUUCCUGCAGUUGCUGGGGGAAAGGGUGCGCCUUAAAGGUUUUUCCAAGUACCGUGCCCAACUGGACACUAAAACGGACUCUACUGGAACGCAUUCUUUGUACACCACUUUUAAAGACUAUGAGAUCAUGUUCCAUGUGUCUACAAUGCUGCCCUACACACCCAAUAACAAACAGCAGCUGUUAAGGAAAAGACACAUCGGAAACGACAUCGUCACAAUCGUAUUUCAAGAACCUGGAGCAAAGCCCUUUAGCCCCAAGAACAUCCGCUCACACUUUCAGCAUGUCUUUGUGGUUGUACGAGCGCAUAACCCCUGCACCGAGAACACCUGCUACAGUGUGGCAGUGGCUCGCUCACGAGAUGUACCUGCCUUUGGACCGCCUAUUCCCGAGGAUGCAACUUUCCCAAAAUCCACCGUCUUUCGAGAUUUCCUGCUAGCCAAGGUCAUCAACGCCGAAAAUGCAGCCCACAAGUCAGACAAGUUCCGCGCCAUGGCCACUCGGACGCGACAGGAGUACUUGAGGGACUUGGCUGAACGGCACGUAACAAGCACACCUAUCGAUCCUUCGGGCAAAUUUCCUUUUAUCUCUUUGGCCCACAAGCGUAAAGAGAAGACCAGGCCAUAUUCUGGGGCAGAGCUGCGUAGCCCAGGGUCCAUCAGCUGGCCUGUUUACGCUGAGGACCAUGGAGCCGGAGGAGAACUGGAGGCCCUGCUGGCCAUUUCAAAUGACUUUCUAGUGCUGGUGGAUCCAGAAGCCAAGGCUGUUGUCUUCAACUGCGCUGUCCGAGAUGUCAUUGGUUGGACGCUGGGGAGCCCUGCUUCCAUGAAGAUCUACUAUGAACGUGGAGAAAACAUUUCCCUGCGCUCCAUUAAUAACAACACCGAAGACUUCCGUGAGGUCAUCAAACGUUUAGAGCACCUCACUAAAGGCUGUGAGACCUCUGAGAUGACCUUGCGAAGGAAUGGCCUAGGCCAGCUUGGUUUUCACGUUAACUACGAAGGCAUCGUGGCAGAGGUGGAGCCAUACGGCUAUGCCUGGCAAGCGGGGCUGAGACAAGGCAGCCGGCUGGUAGAAAUUUGCAAGGUGGCUGUGGCAACACUUUCACACGAGCAAAUGAUAGACCUGCUCCGCACCUCCGUAACUGUGAAAGUUGUCAUCAUCCCACCCCACGAGGACGCCACACCUCGCAGGGGCUGUUCAGAACUGCACCGCAUGCCAGUCGUUGAAUACAAGGGCAGCAAUGAGAGCGGCUCAUUUGAGUACAAGUUUCCUUUCCGGAGCAAUAACAACAAAUGGCAGCGCACCUCGUCCAGCCCACAGCAGUCCCUCACUGCCUCCCCUCAGAGUCACAGUGGAACCCCGAACCGUGCCGUCAGCCUGGGGGCCAGCAUGGGCAAGACCCUCUCUGCCGAGCGGCCUGAAAGAGCUGCGGCCAUCCCCCGCAGCGUGUCCAGUGAUGGCCGACCUCUGGACUCUAAAAGGAUGUCUCCAGGUUCUGAGAACUAUGCCCUGACCUCCUCUCUCAUGUUGGGCCGAUCGCCGCACAACCGCAGUUCUCCCAGUAACCUCUCCUGCUCCAGUGACACGGGCUCAGGCAGCUCCGCUCACUGGAGGCAGAAGUCCAUGCCGGAGGGAUUUGCGCACAACAGGCACUCUCCUCUCCCAGCGGAGCGGCAAAUGGGGGCAGAGGAUGGAAGCAGCGGCAAGUCGACACCCAGCUGGCCCAGAGUGGAGGACAGCUCUGACAGACCACCAUCAGAUGCUCCAGUCACUAAGUCUAGCUCGUCCUACUCAGGCGGCCCACGCAUCCAGAGACAGGAACAGGUCAUUCACCUUUCACCCAAGAAGGGCAGCCAGUCUGAAGGUCCGUACUCCCACUCCAGCAGUAAUACGCUCUCCAGCACCGCGUCUAGUGGCGGUCACAGCGAUGACAAGUGGUAUGAUUUGGGCAGUGGAGGGAUGGGCGAGCAACCGGACUCUGAGCCGAACGGUCUGGGCGGUGGUGGGUACCUGCAGGGAGCUUCAGCCGACAGCGGCAUCGAUGCUACGUCAUACGGCCCCACCCACGGCAGUUCCAGCUCUCUGCUGGCUGUGGGAACUGCUGGUGCCAGAGAAAGAGCCCCUUCACCUUGGCACAGCCCCACAGAAGGGGGCCGGAGGGUGCUUGAGAGGUCCCCUCCCGCAGCUGAGUCUCCAGUGUCCCCUGCAGAUGGGCCGCCUACUACGCGAAGCCCACCAACCCAUCUACUGGUCCGGGAUAACAGCUCCUACAGUCUGAGUGACAUGGCCUCUUAUUCAAGUACACGCCACUCUGUCAGCCCUGCAGUCCUGAGCUCCAGCCACAGCUCCCCACGUGAAGAGUCUUCUUCAGCCACCUCCCCCUCCUCUUCCUCGUCCCAGAGCUCGGUGUCACCUGGCCCUAAGAGUUUCUAUCCACGGCAGGGGGCCACUAGCAAAUACCUGAUCGGCUGGAGGAAACCAGGCAGCACCAUCAACUCUGUGGACUUUGGGGAUACACGCAAAAGACCGCAGGGUGAGGGAGCAGACCCCGGGUCUUCUCAGUCCAGGCCCUCUCUUAGGGAUCUGCACUCUCCUCAAGCCAUGUGCAAGUCUACUGUGGAUGAAGACCUGAAGAAACUUGUCACGCCAGAAAGUACCCCAUCCAAGCAGCACAAGGACAAGUCCUCCUCGGGUCCAGCGAGCUCAGGGCGGCGUUCUCUGCACCGCACCCUGUCAGAUGAGAGCAUAUACAGAGGUCAGCGGCUGCCAUCUCUGGGAGAUUCAGUUCUGGAGCAGGCUCUGGCCAGCGACGUGCUCUUCAGCUGCUCUACCCUUCCACGAUCUCCCACCACCCGUGGCGCUCCACUGCGCAGACCUUCCUACAAAAUGGGCAUCAAGAUGCAUGGUGACCUCUCAGCGUCUGACACCUCUCUAGCAGACCUUCACGAGCGACAGAGGCCACCUCCUCCUGAACUGGGUCUCAUGCCCCUCCCAGACACGGACACAGACAGCGGCCUGGACUGGACCCACCUGGUAGAUGUUGCCAACGCUUUCGAGGGUGAGAGAAGACCACAGCGCAUGCAAAGAGGGUUUAUGUUUAGUUCCCAAGACAUUAGUCAGAGAGGAGAGACUUCGCUCAGUCCUCAGCAUCUUGAGCUGCAGCCAGUGCCACACACCAGACUCUCCCCCAGUGAGGGGCCUUCAAGCUACAGUGGGAAGGUUUCUCAGCUGGAAGCUUUGGUGAAGAUGUUGCAGGAGGACUUGAAGAAAGAAAGGGAAGAGAAAUUGAAACUGCAGGCACAAGUUAAGAGGCUUUGGGAAGACAAUCAGAGGCUGCAAGAAGAGUCUCAGAGCUCCGCUGCCAAGCUCAAGAAAUUCACGGAGUGGGUCUUUAACACCAUCGAUCUGAACUGAGCCAUCUGCAGAAGACAGGCAAGAUCAAUAGACUUCUUGUGGACCAGACAGACGUGGGAGAGACUACUCCCAUGUGAGACCGGAUUGAGAAUUGUCCAUUCACAAUUCAACAUAAUUUGAUGUUCACAUUAGCAUUCCUCCACAGACUCUGGCGAUAAUGACCAACACUGACAUGGGGAGGGCAAAAAUACAAAUCUCCAACCCUUUCCUGUGAUGACUUCUCUUCUCUAGAUCCCCCCCCCCCGGGACAUCAUUAGAAGUGCCCACAGGAGUAACUAGUAACUGGCUCUGAUGCCAGCCUAUGCCUUCCAGGCUCUUGUCCCUCCUGUGCCCUACUUACGACUGACAACCUGACAUUUGGUUCCAGUCAUUUGGACAGUGCUACAGUCCUGCCCCAUGAAGACCCCCUGCCUCAGAGCCAGAGUCGAAGACUCCUCUGCUACACGACCAUAUUUUAGCAUCCAGUCGUAAAAAUCUCUGCAUGUUCUGGCGAAACCAAUCUACGAACAUCAUGUGCCACCAUUUGUUUCAAAAGAAGGAACACCAUUUUUUUUUUUUUUUUUGAGGCGGCAUGAAGUGAUUUUCUCAUAAUGAAGUCAAAACUUGUGUUGUGUUGUGAGGUUUUAUCUCAACAUCAAUUGAAGCAAUAGCAGGGAGUCUAAACCCUUGUCCUAAAGCCCUGAUUUGCGCAUACAUAACGACUUUGGCAAUAUCCUGCCUCGAAGUACAUCUCAAGUCUGUGGUACGAACACUAAUGAUCCUACAAGUCUGGAAUUUAAGGACAAGUCUUAUUUUGGGAACAGUUCAGUUAUUUAUUCUGUUUAUGUUUCGAGUAAUCAAUGAUUGAUUCUCUAUGCGUGCAGUACAAUGGACAUCUGUGAAUAGUGUUUAUUUCAGAAGGGGAUGUCACUUCAUUUGGACUCCGUUUUUAUUUUUGGUAUUUUUAUUUCUAGUAGAGUUCUGCCUGAGCUGCAGUAUUUUUUUUUUGUUGUGAGUUGUGGUGCCCUAGUCUGCUAUUGUGUUGCUUUAGUGCCAUCUAGUGGUAAUAAGUGAUCGUCUCACUUGACUUCAGCUCUAAUCUAUUCCAGUUUGUUUCCACGUUGCCUAUACACAACCAUAGUGAUGGAAACCUUCCAUUCAAACAAGAGAUAAUGCUAUAAAAAGCAGACACACGGGUAUUGGAUUCAAUAUCAGGGACGAGAGGAGGUGCCUUUCUGAGAAAAGGGAAAAAAAGGAAACGAGGAGAAACAUAACAGGAGUCAUGAGUUCUCAUGAAAAAUGCAGUGGGCUGCUCACAGGAACCAGCCUCAGAAAGAAUGCACUCAAACCGAGAGCUGUGGCCAUCAUCGCGUAACGAACGCGGAACCAGAGGGACGGUUUAGUUAAGAGCCUGGUUCACUGUCUGGGAUCAAUAAUAUUGAACAACUGCCCUGUAAUCUCACACCCGGUUAUAGCACUUUGCUCUUGUUGUCAGUUCCUCAGUCCCUCGUUUGAACUUAGUGGCAUUCCCAGAGCAAAAAGGUCAGUCAUCAAAGACCAAACAUCUUGCCCUACUUUUAUCACCAACCCAAGUAAUGUAUAUUGUAUAGCUCUCUCCGAUUUCUGCUUUGAAGGGCCUGUUUAUAUUGUGCAGGAAACACUAGCUGGUUUCUCAGAGUCAAUUUCUGGAUACUUUAAGCAUCGUGAAGAAGACGUGCACAAUGGAUCCGGAGGUUACUUUGAUUUGAGUUUGCGAACAGUGAGCAGCCAUAAUCGAUUCUGUUCUAGGAAUCACUCGAAGUGUCUCGGAAAGUGCCUCCCGAUGCCAGCAGAGAACGACACACUAAGAAUGCCAAACAUUUUGCCUCUGUCCCCGUAAACAGGGAUGACCUGCACAACGUGGAGAAGGAUGUGAGAUUAUUAGUUUCAUUUCCAGGUUUUGCUGCCUCGGUCAGGAGGGUGAAACAAGAGCAUCAAACCCCCCGACUGCUAUUUAUUCUCGCGUCUCUCCCCUCUGGUUUGGUAUUCAUUUUUCAACAUUCUCAAUCCUUUAUAAUUUUUAAACACAUAAAUGGUUUUGCUCAAGGUAAAUAUUGAUGACUGUGGGAAUGUGAAUUAUUAUUAUAAUUUUUUUUCGAUUCAUUCUUUCUCUUAUCUCUUCUAUUUUUGUUAUUAGCUUCCUGAGUUGAGUUUCUUUGCACUGUUUUUGUUUUGUUUUGUAGGAAUCUAUCGCUAUUGGUUUAUGGACAUGCAUAAACAUAUGGCUUUUGAUGUUGUUUCUUGUUCUUACGUAUACGGUCACUUUUGAGAGAGACGAGGCUGGGAUGGUGUUCCCUUCCUCGAUCUCUUUUAUAUCGUGUCAUUAGACGUUACUCCAUAUAUUCUCCCAUCUAAACUUUAAAGAAUUGUGUUUUUAAUGAUGUGCACAUUUUAAAAAGGAGCAUUACGAUUACAAACAAAAAGUACUGUUUACAUAUACUGUUCAUCUUCUUUGUAAAGUGUAGAGGUUUAAAAAGAGACUUUCCAGUGAUUACAGUAUUAAGGUUUCAUAAAUAAAUAAUAAUAAAAAACUUGAUUUGAGGUGCUGUAAUUAUUCAUGAACUGGUCAAAACAAAUGGCUCGUGCUUGCCGCCUGCUCUCUGAGGUGUAAUCUGCCAUUGCUUUCUGAGCCAAUAAAUUAAUUUAAAUGCCAUAGUUGAAUGUUA